This is a messenger RNA of Rhinocladiella mackenziei CBS 650.93, 1689 nucleotides long. RefSeq lists its product as uncharacterized. The transcript has 3 exons. Gene Ontology annotation, cellular component: nucleus. The coding region runs from base 1 to 1689 and encodes 562 amino acids. Lineage: Eukaryota; Fungi; Ascomycota; Eurotiomycetes; Chaetothyriales; Herpotrichiellaceae. Gene Ontology annotation, biological process: DNA-templated transcription. Gene Ontology annotation, molecular function: DNA binding; zinc ion binding. The record is from RefSeq and is a predicted model, not a curated record.
AUGCCAGUGCCUCUGAGUGAGCCGACAUCGACAGCCCCAAUACCAGGAAUGAUAUCAAUCCAAGACUCAUUGAGUCUGCCAUCGGACAGCAGUCCAGUAAAUUCGAUGAGCGGUUUCGCUCAACCCAUUGAUCCCGGUUUGUCGGUGGAACAAGAGGUCGAAUUGCUGGGCUACUUUUUCAAAUACAUUCACCCCGCCAUCCCUCUGCUUAAGGAGACUGACUUUUACCACCGGUACAGCAUCGCCGCGGUAGAUCAUAACCUGGUGGUCACGCUGGUUGUACUCAGCGCCAAAAUCACCCGAGUCGCGCUUCUGUGCAACCAGGCCCACCUGGACUAUUGCCUGGAAAAAUUAUUGGAUUUGGACUACAAUACCAACGAUCACCUAGGAGGUCUCGGGUCGCUGGAUAAUUUUCAACGUGCAUGCCUUCUCGCUUACUAUGAAUUCCACCAGCGACCUGGGCCACGGGCGUGGAUGAGAAUUGGCCAACUAUCCCGCCAAGCGUACCAAUGUGGUCUACACCAGAUUGAUAACCCCAACAAUCCCUUGUCCUCGAUCAUUUCGGACCCUUCGGUUCUGGAACAAUGGAGGUAUGUCUGGUGGUGCAUAUACUGUCUGGACUCGUACUCCAAUAUCAGUGCCUCGACUCCCUUUGUUAUCGAGUUGAGCAGUAUCCAGACGGCCCUGGUCAAUUCUCCCUUGACUGCCUCGGCAUUUGAUCGAGAUGCUCCGGAUGAUCUUGUCUUUCUCUCCGACGAACCCGACUCACUCUGGAAGACCCUCAAGGAGGUUAUUCCACGACCUCAGACCCUCAACUUCAACACACACAUCAUCACGACCACGAUUCUCAGGGAAGCGGGGGCGCUGUUCCGAUUGUCUCGGCAGAGUGCUUCCAAAGGACUCAGUCGUCGCCUUGUGGCCCUCGAGCAACAUCUCUCGAUGAUACAAUCUUGCAUGCCUCCGGGAUAUCUUGACCCGGCGAGAAACGCCGCCAACAAUGAAUCGGGCGUCGAUCAUCACGCCCGGCUGGUCUGCCUCCUUCAAUACCACUUUGCCCGUAUUCUUACAUCCACCUCAUUGUAUAUAGAUAAAGCAAAGCCACAUCGAUUACUCCGGUGGCGCCAGGUCAUGGAAGAUUGCCAGGAUGUGAUUACAACCAUUAGUCACUGGGAUGCCCAGUACUGUUCGACGGUUGAUCCCGCGAUAUGCUUUAUUGCAUAUACCACGUUGAGUUUAAUAUGUCACUUCCAGGUCAGUGACCUUGCCGUUGGGAUUGGUCCGCAGGGACAAUUGGAAGCACAGAAAUUUGUCUUAUUGCAAUUUCUGCAGAAUUUCGCCUGUAUAUGGGCCUUGCCUCAAACCCUGAUUGCACUGUAUCAGCAAAACUCCGAAAGGAUUCCACGCGUUCAGUCCCUCAGUGAAAUUGAUCGUCUCUUAGACCGAUCUCGAGCUCCGUACGAGUCUCUGCCAUCGAUCGCAAGCUCCAUUCUCGGUCAAACUCAUCAUUCUCCUCCUCCGGCUUUCCCAACGACGAGCCAAUUAGCGCCCGUGGGCGGAAAUGGGACGAUGGACCAUAUGACGCUGUUUGACAGUAGUUUUGAUCCCAGUUUGAUAGCUCAAGCUCAGAAACCGCGCUCGCAAAGUAAUGGAGGAUCGCAAUUAUGGAAUUCUAUAUUUGAAUUCCAAUGA